AUGUUCACGUUCUGCCUAUUAACUCCAGGUCCAAACGAUCACGCGUUCAAGGCGUCGCUCUUGACAUUUGAUAAUGAACAGCGAAUAUUAGCGGACCCGUCAUGGAAUGGUAUUGAUCCGAAAGCAGCUCGAUUUAUGGAAUCGCAUUUACAACAAACGAAUGCAAUCAUCAUAUCACAUUCAACAAAUGAAUUCAUCAGCGGAUACAUUCUUCUUUGCAUAACAUUUCCAAGUAUUAUGUCAAAUAUCCCAGUUUAUUCGACAUUGCCUGUUAACCAAUUGGGUAGAAUAUCAACAGUGGAAUACUAUCGAUCUCUGGGUAUCCUCGGUCCACUAUUGUCGAAUCUUGUGGAGUUGGAUGAGAUUGAUAAUUGGUUCGACAAGUUUAAUAUCGUAAAGUAUCAACAAAAUGUUACCAUUUGUGAUCGAAAGAUUACAAUGACACCUUACAAUUCAGGGCACUCAUUGGGUGGGACUUUUUGGUUGUUGGUGAAGAAAAUUGAUCGUAUCAUUUAUGCACCAAGCUGGAACCACUCGAAGGACGCCUUUUUGAACAGUGCAAACUUUAUAAACGCAACGCUGGGUAAUCCACAUUUGUCCUUGCUUCGCCCAACAGCGUUCAUCACUGCCACGGACUUGGGAUCUGCAAUGUCACAUAAGAAACGGUGCGAGAAGUUUUUGCAAUUGGUCGAUGCCACUUUGGCCAAUGGUGGCUCGGCUGUAAUUCCAACAUCCAUCUCCGGGCGAUUUUUGGAAGUUUUCCACUUGGUUGAUGAACACUUGAAAGGUGCGCCCAUUCCAGUUUACUUUCUAUCUUAUUCGGGAACUAAGAUAUUGAGCUAUGCAUCUAGUUUGAUGGAUUGGAUGUCCCUGGGUUUCAGCAAUACGUGGAACAGUGAUGGUGGUAACAACAGUCUACUACCUUUCAAUCCUAGUAAAGUGGAUUUACUAUUGGACCCUUUGGAAUUGUCCAAGACACCAGGGUCCAAAAUCAUUUUUUGUGCAGGCUUGGAUUUGAAAAAUGGUGAUCUUUCAAGUAAAGUUUUUCUGUACUUAUGUAACGAUGAAAGAACAACUGUUAUAUUGACCGAAAAGCCACCAGCAGCAGCAGCCACCAACAGUGUAGAAAACGGUAUGGGACUCAGCACCGAUUUGUAUCAUGAAUGGGUCAGAUUGUCCAAGGAGAGGACUGGAAAGGUUGUUGAUGGUACCCCUGUACCGUUGGAAAAAAUUAUCAACUUAAAUAGUUGGGUCCAAGAAGAGGAAGCCAAUGGUCCCGAGGCAGCUGAUUUUGUCAAGAAGAUUACCCAAAAGAGAAAAGAGAAGUUAAUGGCGAAAGUCAGAGACCAAAAGAGACAAAACUUGUUGAGCACAGAUGUGAUAGAUGUCGAGGACUCUUCGGACGAUGAUGAAGAGGAGAAUGAUGACGAGACGAGUGCAAAAGUUGGCGAAAUAUUUGAUGAAAAAGUAAAGCAAGAAAAGACGCACGUGCCAUCGACAAAGGAGGUUGACGAUUUAAUUCAACAUGAGGCUUUUGUCAUGGACAAUGUGAAACAAAACUUUGAAAAUCAUUUACCAAUUGAUAUCCGAGUUACUCAUAAAUUAAAACCCCGCCAAGCCACGUUCCCCUUCUUUCCUCCCAAAGUUACCUUUGAUGACUACGGUCAAGUUAUUGAUGCAAAAGAUUUUGAAAGAACUGACCAGAUCUCCCACAACAAGAUCAUUAUGGAAGGAAAGAGGAAAUUUGACGAAAAGAAACAAAAGUGGAAUAAGAAUGACAAAACCGACAAGAAAAAGAAUCAACAAAUGAGUAAAUUGACACCGCAGGAGCAAGUCAAUCAGCAAUUACUACAAAAGUAUUUAGACACGUUAUACAAACCUAUGAAACGAGUUCAACCAGGACAUAGAACUUCUUCCAGCACCCAAUUGAGAGUGAGAUGUGGGCUAGCGUUUGUUGAUUUAUCGGGACUAGUGGAUUUACGUUCUUUAGGUAUAAUUGUGCAAGCAAUCAAGCCGUACAAUUUGAUACUUUUACCUGACGAAAGAGCGAGCGAUCAAUCUGGACUUGAUCAGGUUGAAAAGUUUUUCGAACAGCAGCAGAAUGAGCAAACUGUUGAAAAUACUAAAAAGCAGAUUGUAAACUCUUCGAGAUAUUUAUCUUUGUCAGCAAUUCGUGAUGGUCUCACCACUUCUACAUCUCCACUUUCUAGUGGCAAGCUUAAUGUUCUCGUUGCUCACGAUGAUCAACCUAUCAAGAUUGGAGUGGAUUCCGAAAAUGGUGUUAUUGGAUUGAGGAACUUUGAAAUCAACUUGGACGAUGCAGUGGUGUCCACCUUGAAAUGGCAAUCGGUUGGUGACAAUUAUAAAGUUGCCAAAUUGUAUGGUGAAUUGGAGUUGAUCAACGAGCAAGAAUCGUCUCCAGAGCACAACUUGCACAAGAAGCGCAAGUUGUUGCAGGAUUACAUCAACUCAAACACCCAAUUUUCAUUGAAGCCACUUGAAUCUGAGCAAGCUCUUUUCAAGCAAAGCAAUGCCAAUCUUUUGGCAACGACAAAUGAUCCAAAAAUGUUGACGAUGAUUUCAAAUGCACCCAAAUUAGCUAUUGGUAAUAUUCGGCUACCAGAUUUGAAAAAGAAAUUGACCUCGCUUAACUUGAAUGCAGAGUUCAAGGGAGAAGGUACAUUAGUUGUUGAUGAUGCCUUGGCAAUCCGGAAAAUAGCCUACGGUUCGUUGGAGAGCGACGACAGCGGUGACAUUGUCAUUGAUGGAAAUGCAGGACCAUUGUAUUAUACAGUCAAGGAAUGUAUUAAAGAGAUGUUGGCAUAUGUAUAG
Lodderomyces theae is the source of this 2832-nucleotide messenger RNA. RefSeq names its product cleavage polyadenylation factor subunit. Gene Ontology annotation, cellular component: mRNA cleavage and polyadenylation specificity factor complex. The transcript has a single exon. Gene Ontology annotation, molecular function: RNA binding. Lineage: Eukaryota; Fungi; Ascomycota; Pichiomycetes; Serinales; Debaryomycetaceae. Gene Ontology annotation, biological process: mRNA 3'-end processing by stem-loop binding and cleavage. The coding region runs from base 1 to 2832 and encodes 943 amino acids. The record is from RefSeq and is a predicted model, not a curated record.